Danio aesculapii is the source of this 1966-nucleotide messenger RNA. It is a transcript of the gene cd302, whose product is annotated as CD302 molecule. The coding region runs from base 11 to 772 and encodes 253 amino acids. Gene Ontology annotation, molecular function: signaling receptor activity. The record is from RefSeq and is a predicted model, not a curated record. The transcript is spliced from 6 exons. Lineage: Eukaryota; Metazoa; Chordata; Actinopteri; Cypriniformes; Danionidae.
UUUUGCAGCCAUGAUUUCUGCACUUCAAAACAUGGAGUCCAGCGCUCGACAUGUUAACGUUACUCUGUUUUACAUCGCUUUAAUCAUCCUCACUGGUUAUUCGGCGAGAGGAGAGGACGAUAAUGACUGCCCUGCAGAUGGACGCACAUGGCUGCCUUUCGGACGCAACUGCUAUCACUUCAUCCAUGGAGCAGAGGACGUGGCCAGAAGCUACUCUCUUCAGGAUGCAAAAGACAUGUGCAGAGGAUAUGAGCUUCUGACGGUAAAAAGUGCUGAUGAGAAUGACUUCGUCGUUAACUACAGCCCUUCUGUGUGGAAAGGCAAAAUGAACGUCUGGCUUGGAUUGUACUAUGACAGUGACAAGGAUGUGUUUAGGUGGCACGAGGAUGACAGUGUUUUGAGCUUCAGUAACUGGGAGGAUGGCGGUGACGAUGAAACUGAUCUGCCUCUGAUGGACACAUGUGUCGCUCUUCACUCUAAUACCGGCAAGUGGGAAAACAUCAGCUGCACAGACGAGCCUGAGAACGGAGUAGUGUGUCAGACCAAAGCAGUCAUUAUCAGGUCAAAUCAGAGCAAACCUCUGCUGUCGGCUCUGGUCAUCAUCAGCGUGGUGCUCAUUCUGGCCGUUUCUGCCGUCAUUUGGUUCGUUCAACAAAGACACAACCCUGGAUCCUCCAUCCUCAACCUGAUCGAGUAUCAUCCGCCCUUCAGAUCCCCAUCCGCCGAUCAGACCUGUCUGGUGGAGGCAGAAGAGAUCAACGAGAUGCCAUAAAACUCUCCGCUCACAGGUCAGAAUGAACCACAGGGGCUCAUGGGAGAUUCACAACUCCAAUUCACUAAAGCCAGACUCAAAGCGUCUCUUUCCCGGGUCAGAACAAAGGGCUGGAUGAUCUGUCUGAAUGUGAAAUAAACAUACUACAGUCGCUGGGCUUUUAUUAUGCAGGAAAAUCGAGCAUAUUGAUUGUGCUUCUGUUAUUAGCUAUGUUUUCAUCCAGCUAUUAUUGUGCACGUUUAGGAAUAUUGCAAUAAAAGAAUCACUAAUGCAAACACCAAGGUGCACAUGCGUUAUAAAAUUGCACAUAAAAUCUUAUACAGUUGAAAUCAGACUUAUUAGCGCUCCUCUUAAAUUUUAAUUACUUUAGAUAUUUCUUCCCAAAUUUCUGUUUAACGGAGAGAAGUUUUUUUAAACACGUUUCUAAACAAAAGGCCUGUUACACACCGCACGCACAAGCAGAGCUGAAACAGCGAAUGUGUAACGUGAAGGGAGAGCAGAAGUAGCGCGCUGUCGUUUGCCUUUCACACCGGCUGCGUCUGCAGCGUGCAGCUCAUCGGCGGCUGCUGCACAGAUCAAUCUAUCUCUGUCUAUUCUAUCUAGUUGUUGUCUGGACUAUUGCAGUGCACUUUAUGCUGGAAUUAACCAAACCUUUCUUCAUCAACUGGUGCAAAAUGCUGCUGCUCGCAUGCUAACGAAUAGUCGCAAACAUGAGCACAUCACAUCUGUUUUACUCCCUUCACUGGCUCCCUGUUAAAUUCAGGAUUGAUUUAUUUUAAACUACUGUUAUUUGGUUUUAAUGCAGUUAAUAGUCUUGCACCUUCAUAUUUAUGUGAGAUUUUAAAAGUUCAUAAACCGAGCAGGGCCCCACGAUCAGCAGGUCAGUUGUUGCUGGAGGUGCCCAGAUCCAGGUAUAAACAAUGGGGUGAUCGUUCAUUUUCAGUGGCCGGUCCAAAACCUUUAGAACUUCACUUCAUCACAAAUGUGGCACAGUUUAAAGCUGAACUUAAAACUUGUUUAUUUAGACUUGCUUUUGAUAUUCGGGAGUAUAAAAUGCUGUUUUAUUGACACUUGUGUUCUUACCACCAUGUGUUUUAAUGUUUCAUUUAGUUUUUAAUACUGUAAAUCUCUAAGGACAGCCUCCUAGUUGUAAUAAGGUCCUAUAUAAAUGAAGAUUGAUUGAUUGAUUGAUUG